This is a messenger RNA of Trichoderma virens Gv29-8, 1413 nucleotides long. RefSeq lists its product as uncharacterized. The transcript is spliced from 2 exons. Gene Ontology annotation, biological process: regulation of DNA-templated transcription. Bases 1 to 1413 code for a protein of 470 amino acids. NCBI's taxonomy places the organism in Eukaryota, Fungi, Ascomycota, Sordariomycetes, Hypocreales, Hypocreaceae. The record is from RefSeq and is a predicted model, not a curated record. Gene Ontology annotation, molecular function: zinc ion binding; protein binding; sequence-specific DNA binding.
AUGGCCCGCCCACCUCCACUCCAGGGCGACUUCUUUGGCUUCGGCAACCUCGAUGUGCUGCCCAUGUUCCCGGGAGCAGGCCCCAGCCAAGGCAUUCCAGCUUCUGAUGCGCUGCGGCUCGACGACGACGACGACGACGCCAUGGCACUUCUCGAGGGCAACCUGAUGGCGCAGUUUGGCGGAGACAUGAGCCUCAACACCGACCCGAUGGCAGCCCUCAUGGACGGAGACGCCAGCGACCUCAUCUCUCCAGACGCCAUCCUCAAGGCCCAGGAUCAGUUCAACACCGCCGCAAACGAUAUCCCCGGUGCGGGGCCGUUGCCAGCAGCCGCUUUUGCACCACCCGCCAUGUCCAGCAACAACCCGCUGACCGAGUUCACCAAGAGACGCAACUGGCCGGCAAAGGUGGUCGAGGAGAUUCGCGAUUUGCUGCAGAUUCUCGAUUCCAACGGCCGCAUCAGAUAUGUGUCGCCCAGCAUCACCGCCCUGGCCGGCUACGCCGUGGAGGAGGUCCAAGACACCUUUUUGAAGCAUCUGAUCCAUCCCGACGACCAGGGCGUGCUCGUCGCUGAGCUCCACGAAUCCAUCGCAACUGGCAACCCGCUGCGCAUGUUCUACCGUAUGAAGAAGAAAGAUGGGACGUAUGCCAUCUUCGAAGCCGUGGGCCACGCCCACAUUGCGGCUGCCCGAUUCGCACCAAAUCCAAACAACCAGUCGCCCUUUUGCCAGGCCGUCUUCAUGAUGGCACGCCUCUAUCCGACCAAAAACGCCGCGCUGCUAGACUCGUUUUUGGAGCACAAGAUUGAAAAUGAGAGGCUGCGGCGUCGCAUAGCCGAGCUGCGGGCAGAGGAGGAGGCAGAAGUGGAGGAGGCGCAAAGACAGUGGGCGCAGGGCAGAUCGGAUAUGACUACGUCUGAGGAUGCCGGUGCAUCGUCCUCGACAGCUUACGCAGGCCCCAGCAUGCCUACCGACAAGUCCAUAUCAUCGGCAAAUACCGAUGGAGCAUUGACCAGGAAGAACCUAGAAGAUGUCACAGCAAGCAGUCGCCAGGACUCGCUGCGUGAUAAAAUGGCUCGAUUCGAAGCAUCCUCCGCGGAUACCAUAGCUCUGCUGACAGGCAUAGAGAAUGGGGAACGGAUGAGCAACGGCAACCGGAGCCCUACUCUUAUCAAGGGUGAUGCGGGAAUUGCCAUGCCCAUGGAUAGGGAUUCUAGAUCAGGCGAUAAGAAGAAGAAGCUCAAGUUGGCAGAGGAAUAUGUCUGCACAGAUUGCGGCACUCUUGAUUCUCCAGAAUGGCGAAAGGGACCCAACGGGCCAAAGACACUCUGUAACGCCUGCGGAUUGCGAUGGGCAAAGAAGGAAAAGAAGCGCAACAGCGUCAGCACACCGGUGGCCAAGCCAACUCCGGGCUAA